UAAGACCUUGUCCCGCUGGCGGUUGCUUUCAGUGCAGAUCAGAGGUGGAUUUGCGGCAGUAUGCGCAUGGAGUGCGUGGUUGAACCCCAGAGUUAGUUAACCCUGAUGAUUGUACGUCAGUGCACCAGUAGAGGCAUCACCUCUCAGCUGUGUGCCCGUCUCAAAGAGCCCCGGACCCAGGGCAGACAGGAUAUGGCCAGACACAGCUCAGACCUGGCAGCGUUUAGGGACGUGUUCUCUAAAGCCAAACACGUGGCCAUCUUGACGGGAUCAGGGUUGAGUGCAGAGAGUGGGGUCCCAACCUUCAGAGAGGGAGGCUUCUGGAGGAAAUGGCAAGCCCAGGACCUGGCCACCCCUGGUGCAUUCAGUCAGAACCCGUCCAGGGUUUGGGAGUUCUACCACUACCGGAGGGAGGUGAUGCUGAGGAAGAGGCCCAACCCGGCCCAUUUGGCCAUAGCAGAGUGUGAGGCGCGGCUGCAGAGACAGGGACGCCGUGUCACCGUCAUCACAGAGAACAUCGACGAGCUGCACUACCGCGCCGGAUCCACCAACGUCCUGGAGAUACACGGCAGUCUGUUUAAAACCAGCUGUUUGAGCUGUGGUAAUGUUGCGGUCAGCCACAAGAGCCCCAUCUGUGCUGCCCUGGAGGGCAGAGGUGCUCCAGACCCAAACACCAGUAAUGCUCAGAUCCUUCCUCAUCACCUACCCAGGUGUGAGCAGGGUGGCUGUAGUGGUCUGCUCAGGCCUGAUGUGGUCUGGUUUGGGGAGACUUUGGACUCAGACAUCCUGACUCGUGUUGAAGAGGAACUAGACCGCUGUGACCUCUGCCUAGUGGUAGGUACGUCCUCCAUAGUGUACCCAGCAGCCAUGUUUGCUCCACAGGUGGCGGCUAGAGGCAUGCCUGUAGCUGAAUUUAACAUGGCGGAAACACCAGCUACCAUGCGCUUCAAGUUCCACUUCCACGGCCCCUGUGGGACCACCCUGCCCCCUGCACUGGCACGUCAUGAGACUGAAGACAACUGAAGAGGCAACAACCCUAAAAUUCCCUGACAAAUCUUGUCAUUCAUUUGUUGUGGCCACUAGAUGGCGAUGGUAAAGCCAUUUACAAACCAGAGCACCCAAUUUGAAGAAGACAAUGCUCUGUCAUUGGCUGAUUGCUCCCAACCCAUAGGAAUUCCUGCCCAUUUGACUACAUUAAAAUGGUGGAAGCCCUUAAUGGCGCUGCCCAUGCUAAAACAGGCUUUUGGGCACUAGAGUCCUCUAUCUAUUUCUAUGGUCUCUACAGAGCCGGAGAAAAGCCUGAUUCACUCCUGUUGGGUUUGGAGAACCUGCUAUAUAUUUUGUAAAAUAUAAUGUGUUCUCAAUAACCUACCUGGUAAUACAUUAAAAACUCUUAUGGUAAGUUUGA
Molecule: messenger RNA, 1408 nt
Organism: Coregonus clupeaformis (lake whitefish)
Lineage: Eukaryota; Metazoa; Chordata; Actinopteri; Salmoniformes; Salmonidae
Product: NAD-dependent protein deacylase sirtuin-5, mitochondrial
Exons: 10
Coding region: 106-1023 (305 amino acids)
Molecular function (GO): protein-malonyllysine demalonylase activity; NAD+ binding; protein-succinyllysine desuccinylase activity
Source: RefSeq, a predicted model, not a curated record